CGCAAACUGGCGGCGUGCUCAGCGGGAGAGCACACCUGGCCGCGGCCUGGUACGGCUGGCACCUGCCGGAACCUGCUCAGGGGGCCUGCGCCCGGCCUCCUAGGCCUGGACCGGACCCUGUCCAGCUGGGCGGCCCCGACGAGGGUCCACCCCUCUCUGGGCCUCCUACAGGGACGGCGAGGGCACCCCGGAGGAUGUAUGAGGAGAGGCCUGGAAAGCGAGCCCCAGGCCGGCUCCGGUCCUCUCCCCUGGGACUUUGGGCCAGUUACCCAACCUGUGGGGCCGCCACCCCGCCAGCAGGGGCAGCCUUGCAGAAAUCUCGAAGAAAAUUUGGAGUGGUUAGAAAAAUCCUGCUGUCCCACCGAUUGAAGUGUAAUACAGGGAUAGUUAACGUUUACUUAGCGUUUACUGUGAGAUCGGCACUGCCUUCUAGCUUUAUUCUAGUCUCAUGGCUCUGUAGGGAAACUGUUCUCGUUUUAUGAUGAGAAUCCUGAGGCAGAGGUAACUUGCCCUCAGUCUUACAGCUGGUGGUGAUGGAGCAAGAUUGGAACGCAGGCCAUCUAGACCUCUGAGCGCACCCUUUCACCACUGUAUGCAAGCGAAUACACGCGGAACAAUCCUAAUGAAUUUUCAGCAAAAACCAGUUCAGUUUGGCUAGUAGCUUUUCAGGUAACUUUGACACUAUUGGACCGAGUGUGGUGGCUCACCCCGGUAAUCCCAGCACUUUGAGAGACCGAGGUGGGCGAAUCACUUGAGGUCAAGAGUUGGAGACCAGCCUCGCCAACGUGGUGAAACGCUAUCUCUACCAAAAAUACAAAAAUUAGCCGGGCGUGGUGGCGGGCACCUUCAAUCCCAGCUACUCGGGAGGCUGAGGCAGGAGAAUUGUUUGAGCCAGGGAGACGGAGGUUGCAGUGAGCCCAGAUUGCACCACCACACUCCAACCUGGGCAACAGAGCAAGACCCUGUCUCAAAAAAAAAAAAAAAAAAGACACAAGUCUGGAGAAUGCCAUCCAUAUUUAUGGAGCACUUGCUGUAUAUCUGGUGAUUUACAUGUAUUUACACAAUAAUCUUCAUAGAGGUGGAUGUAAUCCCGUUAUAUAGAGCAUGAAACUGAGGCCCUUGGGAGGUGACUUGCAAAGAUUCUGUUGAAGUAGUUCAUCAAGUUGCUACCAGAGUAGACUGUCUCCAUUGUGUGGAUGCUGAAACUGAACCCAGAAAGGUUAUGUCAAGCUGACAUCGGCCUGGCUGCCUGGGGACGCAAGGCCCUGGACAUUGCCGAGAACGAGAUGCCGGGCCUGAUGCGUAUGCGGGAGCGGUACUCGGCCUCCAAGCCACUGAAGGGCGCCCGCAUUGCUGGCUGCCUGCACAUGACCGUGGAGACGGCUGUCCUCAUUGAGACCCUCGUCGCCCUGGGUGCUGAGGUGCAGUGGUCCAGCUGCAACAUCUUCUCCACCCAGGACCAUGCGGCGGCUGCCAUUGCCAAGGCUGGCAUUCCAGUGUAUGCCUGGAAGGGUGAAACGGAUGAGGAGUACCUGUGGUGCAUUGAGCAGACCCUGUACUUCAAGGAUGGGCCCCUCAACAUGAUUCUGGACGACGGGGGCGACCUCACCAACCUCAUCCACACCAAGUACCCGCAGCUCCUGCCAGGCAUCCGAGGCAUCUCUGAGGAGACCACGACUGGGGUCCACAACCUCUACAAGAUGAUGGCCAAUGGGAUCCUCAGGGUGCCUGCCAUCAAUGUCAAUGACUCCGUCACCAAGAGCAAGUUUGACAACCUCUAUGGCUGCCGGGAGUCCCUCAUAGAUGGCAUCAAGCGGGCCACAGAUGUGAUGAUUGCCGGCAAGGUAGCGGUGGUAGCAGGCUAUGGUGAUGUGGGCAAGGGCUGUGCCCAGGCCCUGCGGGGUUUCGGAGCCCGUGUCAUCAUCACCGAGAUUGACCCCAUCAACGCACUGCAGGCUGCCAUGGAGGGCUAUGAGGUGACCACCAUGGAUGAGGCCUGUCAGGAGGGCAACAUCUUUGUCACUACCACAGGCUGCGUUGACAUCAUCCUUGGCCGGCACUUUGAGCAGAUGAAGGAUGAUGCCAUUGUGUGUAACAUUGGACACUUUGACGUGGAGAUCGAUGUCAAGUGGCUCAGCGAGAACGCUGUGGAGAAGGUGAACAUCAAGCCGCAGGUGGACCGGUAUCGGUUGAAGAAUGGGCGCCGCAUCAUCCUGCUGGCUGAGGGUCGGCUGGUCAACCUGGGUUGUGCCAUGGGCCACCCCAGCUUCGUGAUGAGUAACUCCUUCACCAACCAGGUGAUGGCACAGAUCGAGCUGUGGACUCAUCCAGACAAGUACCCCGUUGGGGUUCACUUCCUGCCCAAGAAGCUGGAUGAGGCAGUGGCUGAAGCCCACCUGGGCAAGCUGAAUGUGAAGUUGACCAAGCUAACUGAGAAGCAAGCCCAGUACCUGGGCAUGUCCCGUGAUGGCCCCUUCAAGCCGGAUCACUACCGCUACUGAGAGCCAGGUCUGCGCUUCACCCUCCAGCUGCUGUCCUUGCCCAGGCCCCGCCUCUCCUCCCUAAGAGCUAACGGUAUCAACUUUGUGAUUGGUUUGUCAGUGUCCCCCAUCAACUCUCUGGGGCCGAUCACUCAGUUUUUGGCCUCUGCUGCAGCCGUCAUACUGUUCCAAAUGUGGCAGCGGGAACAGAGGCCCCUCCUCAAGCCCCGGUCAUGAUGGAGGUCCCAGCCACAGGGAACCAUGAGCUCAGUGGUCUUGGAACAGCUCGCGAAGUCAGUCCUUCCUUAGCCUCGAAGUCAGUAGUGGAGUCACAAAGCCCAUGUGUUUUGCCAUCUAGGCCUUCACCUGGUCUGUGGACUUAUACCUGUGUGCUUGGCUUAUAGGUCCAGUGGUUCUUUAGCCCACAACAGAUGAGAAGGGGCUAUAUUGAAGGGCAAAGAGGAACUAUUGUUUGAAUUUUCCUGAGAGCCUGGCUUAGUGCUGGGCCUUCUCUUAAACCUCAUUACAAUGAGGUUAGUACUUUUAGUCCCUGUUUUACAGGGGUUAGAAUAGACUGUUAAGGGGCAACUGAGAAAGAACAGAGAAGUGACAGCUAGGGGUUGAGAGGGGCCAGAAAAACAUGAAUGCAGGCAGAUUUCAUGAAAUCUGCCACCACUUUAUAACCAGAUGGUUCCUUUCACAACCGUGGGUCAAAAAGAGAAUAAUUUGGCUUGUAAUGUUAAAAGAAAGCAGGAAGGUGGGUAAAUAAAAAUCUUGGUGCCUGAAA
Molecule: messenger RNA, 3267 nt
Organism: Symphalangus syndactylus (siamang)
Lineage: Eukaryota; Metazoa; Chordata; Mammalia; Primates; Hylobatidae
Gene: AHCY
Product: adenosylhomocysteinase
Biological process (GO): L-methionine cycle
Cellular component (GO): cytosol
Molecular function (GO): adenosylhomocysteinase activity
Source: RefSeq, a predicted model, not a curated record